AUGGAUUUCACUGAAAUGGAACGUGCCGUUUACGGCGGCAAUGUGGAAGAGGACGAAGAACUGCUCGCUGAACUAUUAGCUUUGCAGCGGGAGGAGGAAGCAAAACAAAAGCGUAGCACUGCUUCUGCUCCUGCCACAAGAUCUGCACCGCAUCCUCCAGUGAAAGCCAGAAGUGGCGCAGCGCUUGGAGUGGACCCAGCGAUGUUAGCUGCUGCUCUGGCUGAUGAUGUUGAGGUUGACGAAAGUGCGCUUGAAAAUGACUCAGAUUUGUUGGAAGAGCUAUCUGGCCUUAUUGGGAGCAGCGAAUGUGCACCUGCUCCUUCAACGGCACCAGUGGUUCCUCCAACUGCAGCUGCUGUGCAAGAUAGCGCUUUGGUUUCAAGGCUUUGUGGAUUGUUAGCAGUUUAUGAGAAAAUGUUACUUUCUAGCAGCAACGAAGGGAAUUCGGCUAAACAGAGGAGGCACCAGCGAUCUGUGGAUAAGUUGAAAGAGUUGGUUUCUAAAGCAGAACGUGGUGGUGUUAUUGAUGAAACAGAAAUUCCACCAGCUCCUCCGUCUUUCGCCCCAAGUGAUGUAGCUGCAACUCCUCCUAUCCCAUCCGCUCCACCUCCUCCCAUUCCCAAGAGAACCACUUCAUCACAACCUGCUGCAUCGGGAUCUCAGCUACAACCACCACCACUCCCUCAGCGUUCUUCUUCUGCGUCUAUUUCAUCGGAGCCUGCGAAGGACGGUGCAGAUACGAAGAAGCAACAGAUCUUAUCGGUCUUGAGAAGGCGAAGGGACGCCUACGUCGCUAACGGAAAGGCUGCUGUCACUGCUAUGGACAAAACUGCUGCGAAAAAAUACGUCGAAACCGCCAAAUUGUUUGAUCAGGCACUGGCUGCUCUGGAUUCGGCUGACGUUGAUGAGCUGGAUUUAUCCGAAGUCCCUCCCUCACCUCCUCCGUACCAUAAGAUUGCAGCAACGACAACUGUGGAGAAGCCGAAGCCCACCACUUUUGUUGGCGGUCUUCAAAGUCGAAUGGAGCGAUUUCAAGCACUUGCGCAGAAGGCUAAACAUGAGGGGAACGAUAGAAAGGCCAGGAUGAACGCACGGAUGGUUGAACAAUAUGCAGCUGCCAUUCGCGAUGCAAAAGCUGGACGUCCAGUUGCGGUCGCCGAUCUUCCUUCCCUUCCUGAUAUGCCGCCAUUACCUCCACAAAACCCUACAACAGCACCGAAGGGGCCAGCUCCAGGAAUACGUCCUCCGCCUGCUGUAGGACCACUAGCUCCUUCUGGACAGCCUGGGAAGUCCAGGAAUUCCUCUCAGCUUGAAUUUCUCAUUGAGCGCCAAAAUGAGUUCAGACAUGCUGCAAUGCAAGCAAAAGCGAGAGGAAAUAUAGAAUUGGCUAAAAAAUACUUGUUAGAAUCUAAGGGUUUUGAUAAGAUGAUUGCCGCAGCUAGAUCCGGUUUACCAGUUUCGAUCAAAUCCACUCCAAUUCCUCCGCAAGCAACAACGUCGCAUGCUACUCUUCAACCUAAAAUUGUUCCUUCAGUGACAAGCAUGACCGGAAUCGAAGGUCGUGGUGAGACUCUAUCAAUGAUGGAGAAAGCAUUAAUCGAACAAGUACAGCUAGCUGAAAAUAGUCGCAUGCGUUUUACUCGACUGGGAGAUGUCGGGAAGGUGAAACUUUUCGAAGACUGGGCAAAAGCAGCCAAGCAGGAUCUUCUGCUUGUUCGUGAAGUAGCAAAGCAGGGACUAAACUUGCCAAAAUUCCAUUACGAAAUGCGGCACAUUCCGUCUGCUGAUCUCUUUCCUGAUCUCGCUGAAGAUGUAUUAGAACUUUCGAUCGUUCGAUGUCGAGAUGUUCCACUUCCUUCUGGAUAUGAAGCGGCUGACGCUAAUUUGUUCGUAAAAUUUGUAUUUCCAUAUCCUUCGGAAGCAAAUCAAACUGGAAAGACCAAACAUGUUACGGGUACCCAGAGUCCUGAGUUCGAUGAACUUGUCAUCCUACAGAUUGGCUCCAAGAAAUCGAGAGGACACAAGCUUCUACGCGUGCUAAAGCGAAUGCCGCUGAAACUCGAGGUUUAUCAAAAAGGAAGUUUCCUAAGGAGUGACAAACUUCUUGGUACAUGCGAAUGGAAGUUGGAGCGAUUGGAAUCAAAUGCUCUGUUAGAAGAGUCACUGCCAUUGAAGGAAGGCCGCAAAGCCGUUGGAGGCCUUCUCACUCUGAAGAUUCGAAUAAGAGAGCCACUUGGCGACGCCAAACUCACUACAGCACAACAUCGAUGGCUUGUCCUCGAUAAUUAG
Messenger RNA from Necator americanus (New World hookworm), 2289 nucleotides. RefSeq lists its product as uncharacterized. Gene Ontology annotation, cellular component: nucleus. Gene Ontology annotation, biological process: regulation of transcription by RNA polymerase II. The transcript is spliced from 18 exons. The coding region runs from base 1 to 2289 and encodes 762 amino acids. The record is from RefSeq and is a predicted model, not a curated record. Gene Ontology annotation, molecular function: DNA-binding transcription repressor activity, RNA polymerase II-specific; RNA polymerase II cis-regulatory region sequence-specific DNA binding. Lineage: Eukaryota; Metazoa; Nematoda; Chromadorea; Rhabditida; Ancylostomatidae.